AUGUCCGGCGGCAAUAGCGGCAGCGGUGGCGAUGCCACGCUUUUCGAAGAGAGCUUCACCGUGACCGAUUACGACCAGUCCAAGUACGAUCGCGUCGCGCGCAUCUCGUGUACUUCGACCGACUCGCAGACCGUCAUGGUCCUCGACAUCAACAUCGAACUGUUCCCGUGCAACGUGUCAGAUUCCCUGCAUGUCGUUCUGACCACGACCCUCUCGCCCGAUGGCACCAAGGAGGACGACAAAGGCUGGCGCGAUGUAGGCAAGGGCGGCGAUGCGCCCGCCACCAUCGCCGACCUCUACGAUUACGUGUGCCACGGCAAGAUUUACAAGUUCGAGGAGACGUACGAUGGAAACACAAUCAACGCAUACGUCUCGUUCGGCGGUCUCCUCAUGUCGCUUCAGGGUCCCGUAAAGAAGCUCACGCCGCUGCGGGUUGACAAUGUCUAUCUGCUCAUCAAAAAAUAG
Purpureocillium lilacinum is the source of this 465-nucleotide messenger RNA. Its product is annotated as DNA-directed RNA polymerases I, II, and III subunit RPABC3. NCBI's taxonomy places the organism in Eukaryota, Fungi, Ascomycota, Sordariomycetes, Hypocreales, Ophiocordycipitaceae. Gene Ontology annotation, cellular component: RNA polymerase III complex; RNA polymerase I complex; RNA polymerase II, core complex. Gene Ontology annotation, biological process: DNA-templated transcription. The record is from RefSeq and is a predicted model, not a curated record.